Messenger RNA from Abrus precatorius (Indian licorice), 1830 nucleotides. Its product is annotated as serine carboxypeptidase-like. Gene Ontology annotation, molecular function: serine-type carboxypeptidase activity. The coding region runs from base 38 to 1540 and encodes 500 amino acids. Gene Ontology annotation, biological process: proteolysis. The record is from RefSeq and is a predicted model, not a curated record. Gene Ontology annotation, cellular component: vacuole. The transcript has 9 exons. Lineage: Eukaryota; Viridiplantae; Streptophyta; Magnoliopsida; Fabales; Fabaceae.
CUUUCCCUUCUUUCUACCUUUCUUUGUGCGAACGAAAAUGGGGCACUCUCUCUCCAUCUCAACGCUGUGCCCUAUUCUCAUUCUCUCUCUGCUUCUUCUCUCUUCCGACGCCGACAAUCUCCGGUUAAAUUUUCCGGCGAAGAAGCUCAUCAGAGACCUUAACCUUUUCCCUCCCGAAGAUGUCAAUAUCGUUUGCCAUUCAAAUUCUAACGCCAACAAAAUCGUCGAGAAACCGCUCAGGUUCCCUAACUUACUUCCUUCAGCUUCGGACUCUGAGGUCUCCAUCGAUGACUUGGCUCAUCGUGCUGGCUAUUAUCCUAUUCAGCAUUCUCAUAAUGCAAGGAUGUUCUACUUUUUCUUUGAAUCACGGAACAGCAAGAAGGAUCCUGUUGUGAUUUGGUUGACUGGGGGGCCUGGUUGUAGCAGUGAAUUGGCUGUGUUUUAUGAGAAUGGUCCUUUCAAAAUUGCUGACAACAUGUCCCUUGUUUGGAAUGAUUAUGGUUGGGACAAGGUAUCUAACCUUCUUUAUGUUGAUCAACCAACUGGAACUGGCUUUAGUUACAGCACCGACAAGCGUGACAUCCGUCAUGAUGAAGAGGGCGUGAGCAAUGACCUGUAUGACUUUUUACAGGCUUUCUUUGCUGAACACCCUGAGUACGCAGAAAAUGACUUUUUUAUUACGGGUGAAUCAUAUGCCGGACAUUAUAUUCCAGCUUUUGCAGCUCGUGUCCAUAGGGGAAAUGAAGCUAAAGAAGGAAUUCAUAUAAACCUGAAGGGAUUUGCCAUUGGCAAUGGACUUACUGAUCCUGGGAUUCAGUAUAAAGCUUACCCAGAUUAUGCACUGGACAUGGGCAUAAUUAAGCAGGCCGAUUAUGAUCGCAUUAACAAAGUGAUGGUUCCUGCCUGUGAAUUGGCAAUAAAACUAUGUGGUACUGAUGGAAAAAUUGCAUGCACAGCUUCCUAUUUUAUCUGUAAUACCAUAUUCAAUUCUAUCAUGUCACAUGCUGGCGAUAUCAAUUAUUAUGACAUUAGAAAGAAGUGCGACGGGAGUCUUUGCUAUGAUUUCUCAAACAUGGAGAAGUUCUUGAACGAUAAAUCUGUCCGGAACGCACUAGGGGUUGGGGAUAUUGAUUUUGUGUCUUGUAGUUCUACAGUUUAUCAAGCUAUGCUGGUGGAUUGGAUGAGGAAUCUUGAAGUUGGUAUUCCUGCCCUUCUAGAUGAUGGAAUCAGUUUGCUUGUGUACGCUGGGGAAUAUGAUCUUAUCUGCAACUGGCUCGGUAAUUCAAGGUGGGUUCAUGCCAUGGAGUGGUCUGGUCAGAAAGAAUUUGUAGCCUCACCCGAAGUUCCUUUCACAGUUGAUGACUCAGAAGCUGGAUUGUUGAAGAAUUAUGGACCUUUAAGUUUCCUUAAGGUACAUGAUGCGGGUCACAUGGUUCCAAUGGACCAGCCAAAGGCUUCGUUGGAAAUGCUGAAAAAGUGGACUCAGGGAACCCUUUCUAAAUCUGGAGCUGAUGCUGAAAAAUUGGUUGCUGAGAUGUAAUCUCUUCUAUUGCUAUUAGUCCAUAUAGAUAUGUAUAAUGCAAUAAAGUGAACAAAAAAAAUUAAGUGACCAAUGUGUUUUCCCCACUGACCUCAACUUAUUCUGAUGUCUCGAGAUAGCGCAGUGGGUAGAGUUGUUUGGCAUAUGAUAAGAGUUCCAAAGUUUCAAUUUCGUAAAGAACUUUGUAUACGUAUUAACAGAGAGAAAAUGAGGUUUCAAUCCAUCUGGAUCCACUCAGCACUUUGUUCUUCCAAACGGGAGCAUUUGAAAGUGCCUCGUCAUUUAUACUG